AGUCUCAAUUUUAUUAAACUUCAAGCGUCGUUGCUCUCUCUAGCUCAAAAUCGCCUCCGUCGCUGUUCUCUCCGGUCACGGCAACACAACCCGUCUUUGUUUCUUAUAUGUUUGAUAUUAAAGUACCGCUGCUAUGGGGCUCCCUCCCAAGGGUGGAUUCAGCUUUGACUUUUGCAGAAGGAAUGAUAUGCUUGCCCAAAAGGGUGUCAAGCCUCCUUCUUUUAGGAAGACUGGAACGACAAUUGUUGGUCUCAUUUUUCAGUGGUCCUUCCCUUCCACACCUCUCUGGGUACGGACCCUGUAAAAGGAGAGCUUCGCGAAACUGGCUCGUCUCUCCACAUCCUCUUUCAAUCCGAAACCCAACUUCAAACCAACCAUAACUCUCGCAAUCCUAGAGACCCACUUGCGCCAAUGCCAAAGUUUCAAGCUUUUCCAUCAGAUUCUCUCUCAGACAAUCCUUACUGGCUUCAUCAAAGACACUUACGCUGCAAGCAGAGUCCUCAAGUUCUCCACUGACUUACCUUUCAUUCCCAUCGACCACUCUCUCCAAGUCUUUACUCACAUCGAGAACCCAAAUAGCUUCAUCUAUAACACCCUCGCCAGAGCGUAUAUUCGGAGAAACUCACCUCAAGAAGCUAUGUAUUUGUAUAAAUUGAUGAUGAAGAAUAAUGUGGGUCCUGAUAACCAUACAUACCCAAUUCUAGCUAAAGCUUGUGCUCUUCGGUUUGCCGAGUUUGAAGGAAAAUUGAUACAUGGUCAUGUUUUGAAAACUGGUUUUGAAUCGGAUGUUUAUGCACAGAACACAUUGAUUAGCAUGUAUUCUGUUUGUGGGAAUGUGAUUGAUGCUCUUAAAUUGUUUGAUGAAAGUCCUGUGCUGGACUUGGUUUCAUGGAAUUCCAUAUUGGCUGGGUAUGUUCAUGUUGGAGAUGUGGAUGAGGCCAAGUAUAUAUAUGAUCGGAUGCCUGAAAGAAAUGUUAUUGCUUCUAAUUCGAUGAUUGGUUUGUUUGGUAGCAGUGGUUAUGUUACCGAGGCUUGCAGGUUAUUCGAGAACAUGCCUAAGAAAGAUUUGGUUUCAUGGAGUGCUAUGAUUUCUUGUUUUAAGAAAAAUGAAAAAUAUGAUGCAGCGUUGGUUAAGUUUAUUGAAAUGAUUGGUAAUGGAAUUACAGCGGAUGAGGUGGUGGUUGUCAGUGUUCUUUCAGCAUGUGAACAUUUGAAGGCUGCUGAGGCAGGGAAGUUGAUCCAUGGUUUAGCUGUGAAAGUUGGGGUUGAUUCAUAUGUUAGUCUUCAAAAUGCUUUAAUUAAAAUGUAUUCAAGUUGUGGGGAAAUAAUGGCUGCUGAAUGUUUGUUUAACGGAGGUUACCUUUUGGACCAAAUAUCUUGGAAUUCUUUGAUCUCUGGGUACAUGAAAUGCGGGUCAGUUGAGAAAGCCAAGGCAUUAUUUGAUUCAAUGCCUGUAAAGGACAUUGUGUCUUGGAGUGCAAUUAUGUCUGGUUACUCUCAACAUACUCGAUUUUCGGAGACUUUGUCUUUGUUCCAAGAGAUGCAAGUCAACCGAAUCAGUCCGGAUGAAACAACUUUGGUCAGUGUGAUAUCAGCUUGUACCCACUUGGCUGCUCUUGAUCAAGGUAAAUGGAUACAUGUUUAUUUAAGGAAAUAUGGCCUAAAGAUUAAUGUCAAGCUGGGUACAACCCUCAUAGACAUGUAUAUGAAAUGCGGCUGUGUGGAAAAUGCAUUGGAUGUUUUUGAUGGGAUGGAGGAAAAGGGGAUUUCUACUUGGAAUACUCUUAUUCGUGGCUUGGCCAUGAAUGGAUUGGUAUACAAGUCACUCCAUUUGUUUUCUGAGAUGAAGAAGCAUGCCAUAGUGCCUAAUGAGAUAACCUUCGUGGCGGUACUUAGUGCUUGUCAACAAAUGGGAUUAGUUGACGAGGGGCGUCGUCAUUUUAAGUCCAUGAUUGAAGAGUUGGGGAUGAAACCUAAUGUUAAGCACUAUGGAUGCAUGGUUGAUCUGCUAGGACGUGCAGGCUUCCUAAAGGAAGCAGAACAACUCAUUGAGCGUAUGCCUAUGUCGCCAGAUGUGGAAACUUGGGGUGCACUCCUUGGGGCUUGUAGAAAACAUGGUGAUAAUGAGAUGGGGGAGAGGGUUGGAAGAAAACUUGUGGAGCUUCAUCCAGAUCAUGAUGGCUUCCAUGUUUCAUUAUCCAAUAUAUGUGCUUCAAAAGGUAAUUGGAAUGAUGUACUCGAGAUUAGGGGCACGAUGAUGCAAAAUAUGGUGAAGACACCAGGUUGUAGCAUGAUUGAAGUGAAUGGAACAAUUCAUGAGUUCCUUGCUCGAGAUAAGACUCAUCCUCAUAUAAAGAAAAUAGAGCAUAUAUUGGAUGAGAUAGCUAGCAGAUUGAAAAUGGAAGGUUAUGCUCCAGACACAUGAAAUUUCCCUUGACAUUGAUGAAGAAGAGAAAGAAACUACUCUCUUUAGGCACAGUGAAAAGCUCGCCAUUGCGUUUGGGCUUAUCACUCUUGCACCGCCUACCCCAAUAAGAAUAAUGAAGAAUCUACGAAUCUGUAAUGAUUGUCAUAUAGUGGCGAAAUUCGUUUCUAGGGUUUAUAAUCGUGACAUUGUGGUGAGAGAUCAACAUCUCUUUCACCACUUCAAGUAGGGUUUUUGUUCAUGUGUGGAUUAUUGGUAACAACAUGAAAUAAAAUUAAGAGACAAUUAGUUUUAUUUUCAA
Tripterygium wilfordii is the source of this 2726-nucleotide messenger RNA. Its product is annotated as pentatricopeptide repeat-containing protein At1g08070, chloroplastic-like. Gene Ontology annotation, biological process: RNA modification. The transcript has 3 exons. Bases 638 to 2425 code for a protein of 595 amino acids. NCBI's taxonomy places the organism in Eukaryota, Viridiplantae, Streptophyta, Magnoliopsida, Celastrales, Celastraceae. Gene Ontology annotation, molecular function: RNA binding; protein binding. The record is from RefSeq and is a predicted model, not a curated record.